Molecule: messenger RNA, 6704 nt
Organism: Oxyura jamaicensis (ruddy duck)
Lineage: Eukaryota; Metazoa; Chordata; Aves; Anseriformes; Anatidae
Gene: USP25
Product: ubiquitin specific peptidase 25
Exons: 27
Coding region: 363-3716 (1117 amino acids)
Biological process (GO): protein deubiquitination; regulation of protein stability
Cellular component (GO): nucleus; cytosol
Molecular function (GO): cysteine-type deubiquitinase activity; cysteine-type endopeptidase activity; protein binding
Source: RefSeq, a predicted model, not a curated record
CCCCUGACCGCUAGGCACCGGCCGGGGAGGAGGGCGGCGGCGGCGGCGGGCGAGGGGUGCCCGGCCGCCGGGGCAGGUGCUCGGGGCGGCGCCGUGCCGAGGGCGGAGCCGGCGGCGCUCCCGGCAACGCUGGGCGGUGGCGGCGGCGGGGACGCGGGGAGUGACAGCGGGGCCUGAGCGGAUCGGCGCUGCCCCAUGGCGGCCGCCCGGCUCGGCGGCCCGCCCGCCUGGCGGUGACUCGGGCUCCCCCUCCCGCCCCUCCUCCAGCUCCGCCGCCUCCUCCAGCGCCGCUCGCCCAGCCCGGGCCCGGCCCAGCCGCCUCCCGCCGAGCCCGGUGCGGAGCCGGGAGCCGCGCGGGGGCCAUGACGGUGGAGCAGAACGUGCUGCAGCCCGGCGGCGCCGCCAAGCACCAGCAGACGUUUUUGAAUCAGCUGAGGGAGAUCACUGGUAUCAAUGACAUCCAGGUACUACAACAGGCACUGAAGGACAGCAAUGGUAAUUUGGAGUUGGCUGUGGCUUUCCUCACUGCGAAGAAUGCCAAGGUGCCCCAGCAAGAGGAGGCAACUUACUAUCAGACAGCACUUCCUGGAAAUGACAGAUACAUCAGUGUGGGCAGCCAGGCAGACACGAAUGUGAUUGAUCUCACUGGAGAUGAUAAAGAUGAUCUUCAGAGGGCAAUUGCCUUGAGUUUGGAGGAAUCAAACAGGGCAUUCAGGGAGACUGGAAUAACAGAUGAGGAACAAGCCAUUAGCAGAGUUCUGGAAGCCAGUAUUGCAGAAAAUAAAGCAAGUUUAAAGAGGACGCAUCCAGAGGUAUGGAGUGACUCUCCAAACCCUUAUGAUCGAAAACGGCAAGACAACUGUCCAGUAGGAUUAAAGAAUGUUGGAAACACGUGCUGGUUCAGUGCUGUCAUUCAGUCAUUAUUUAACCUGCUGGAGUUUCGAAGACUAGUUUUGAAUUUCAAUCCUCCUGCAAAUGCUCAAGACUUGCCCCGAAAUCAAAAGGAACAUAGGAAUCUGCCUUUCAUGCGUGAAUUGAGAUACCUGUUUGCACUUCUAGUUGGUUCAAAGAGAAAAUAUGUCGACCCAUCUAGAGCGGUUGAGAUCCUUAAAGAUGCUUUUAAAUCAAAUGAUUCACAACAGCAAGACGUUAGUGAAUUUACACACAAAUUAUUAGAUUGGUUAGAAGAUGCCUUCCAAAUUAAAGCUGAAGAAGAGAGGGAUGGAGAGAAACCAAAGAACCCAAUGGUGGAGCUGUUUUAUGGACGAUUCUUAGCAGUUGGUGUACUUGAAGGUAAAAAAUUUGAAAACACAGAAAUGUUUGGCCAGUAUCCACUCCAGGUUAAUGGCUUUAAAGAUCUGCAUGAGUGCCUCGAAGCUGCAAUGAUUGAAGGGGAAAUUGAAUCUCUCCAUUCAGAAAACUCUGCCAAAUCUGGUCAAGAGCACUGGUUCACUGAGCUUCCUCCUGUCUUAACUUUUGAGCUAUCAAGAUUUGAAUUUAAUCAGGCUCUGGGGAGACCAGAGAAGAUACACAACAAAUUAGAAUUUCCUCCAAUUUUAUACCUGGACAGAUAUAUGCACAAAAAUAGAGAAAUAACAAGAAUUAAACGGGAUGAAAUCAAGAGACUCAAAGAGUAUCUCACGGUUUUACAACAGAGAUUAGAACGAUAUUUAAGCUAUGGUUCUGGUCCUAAACGAUUCCCCUUGGUAGAUGUCCUGCAGUAUGCCUUGGAGUUUGCCUCCAGCAAACCAGUAUGCACAUCUCCAGUGGAUGACCUGGGUGCUAGUGCCCCCUCCAGUGGGACGCUGCCUGCCCAGACCUCACCCAGCACAAUAGAUCAGCAGGGGCCUUCCUCUUCAGAUGUUCCAAGCACAUCUCCUGUACAAAGAUCAGUAAUACAUAAACCAUUCACACAAUCACGAAUUCCUCCUGAUCUGCCAAUGCAUCCAGCACCAAGGCACAUCACUGAGGAAGAGCUUUCUGUCCUAGAAGGCUGUCUACAUCGCUGGAGGACUGAAGUAGAAAACGACACUAGAGAUUUACAAGAAAGUAUAUCUAGAAUACAUCGGACAAUUGAAUUGAUGUACUCCGACAAAACAAUGGUCCAAGUUCCUUAUAGAUUACAUGCUGUGCUAGUUCAUGAAGGUCAAGCUAAUGCAGGACACUACUGGGCAUAUAUUUAUGACCACCAUCAGAACAGAUGGAUGAAGUACAACGACAUUUCUGUGACAAAGUCAACUUGGGAAGAGUUGGAACGGGACUCUUUUGGUGGUUACAGGAAUGCCAGUGCAUACUGUUUAAUGUAUAUCAAUGAUAAGGAACAGUACUUGAUACAAGAGGAGUUUAAUAAAGAAACAGGACAGAUACUUCUAGGAAUGGACACACUACCUUCUGAUCUAAGAGAUUAUGUCAAGGAAGACAAUAAACGUUUUGAAAAAGAACUAGAAGAAUGGGAUGCAGAACUUGCUCAGAAGGCACAGCAGGAAAAGUUGCUAUCUCAGAUUCCCAGGGCACCAGCACCCUCACCUGCACCAGUUCAAGCAGGAGAACCAGAAUAUUUAGAGCAGCCAUCAAGAACUGAUCUUUCAAAGCACUUAAAAGAAGAUUCUGUACAAGCGAUCAAUAAAGCUUUAGCUGAACAAGAAGACAGAGGUCCAGAAGCAAUAAUGGAUACGAGCUCUGAUAAUGCCCCAGCUCCACCAGCUCCUAACCAGCGAGUUGUAGAGGUGGCGAUCCCUGAUGUAGGGACUUUUGUGAUUGAGUCAGAGGAGGGGGGUUAUGACGAUGAGGUCAUGCUGACCCCGAACAUGCAAGGUAUUAUCAUGGCUAUAGGUAAAGCCAGGAAUGUUUAUGACAGGUGUGGGCCAGAAGCAGGGUUCUUUAAGGCAAUUAAAUUGGAAUAUGCACGACUGCUAAAAUUAGCCCAGGAGGAUCCACCACCUGAAUGUGAUUAUCGUUUGCGUCACGCAAUUGUUUACUUCAUCCAAAACCAGGCACCAAAGAAGAUAAUUGAAAGAACGUUGCUGGAGCAGUUUGGAGAUCACAAUCUUAGCUUUGAUGAAAGGUGCCGUAACAUAAUGAAGGUUGCUCAAGCUAAGCUUGAAUUGAUAAAACCAGAUGAAGUAAACAUGGAAGAAUAUGAGAGAUGGCAUCAAGACUAUAGAAAUUUCAGGGAAACAACCAUGUUUCUCAUGGUAGGAUUGGAGUUUUUCCAAAAAAAGAGCUAUAUGGAAGCCUUGCUCUACCUUAUCUAUGCUUACCAGAAUAACAAAGAACUCUUGUCCAAAGGCCCAUACAGAGGGCAUGAUGAAGAGCUGAUAUCUCACUACAGACGAGAAUGUUUGCUAAAACUAAAUGAACAUGCUGCGGCACUGUUUGAAUCAGGAGAUGAUCAGGAAGUAAAUAAUGGCCUGAUCAUUAUGAAUGAGCUUAUUGUCCCAUGUUUGCCAUUACUACUGGUGGAUGAGAUGGAAGAAAAAGAUAUUGUUGCUGUGGAAGAUAUGAGAAACCGUUGGUGUUCAUAUCUUGGACAAGAAAUGGAACCUAACUUGCAAGAAAAGCUGACAGAUUUCCUGCCAAAACUGCUAGAUUGUUCUACAGAGAUUAAAGGUUUCAAUGACCCGCCAAAGUUACCAUCCUACUCCACACAUGAACUGUGUGAAAGAUACGCCCGAAUCAUGAUGUCACUCAGUCGAACUCCAGCUGAUGGAAGAUAAAUUCUGCAGCCUUCCUGAGCACAUUGUAUAAACUUUUUUAGUUCUUAAACCUUGCCUUCCUGUCACAGGGGUUGCUUGUUGCUGCUAUAGUUUUUAACUUUUUUAUUUUAAUAACUGCAAAAGAGAAAUGACUGUACAAACUUUAGCCAGACUGCAAACAAUUAAAGCUGAGAAUCGCAUGGCGCUCAGUCGUUUCAACCAGAAUUGAUGCAACAUGCAAGUCUGAUCAUUAUGGCAAAACUGCUUUUUUGCCACUUAUCUGUUACAGUAUUACUUUGCUUUUAUCUUAAGAUCCUUUACUUUAUCAACAGCUGUCUGGAUCAUUUUGUGACUGCAACUACUUUAAGUGUCCAGUGCUGUGUAAAUACAUGGUACUCGGUAGCUUGUAAAUGAAAUGAAAGAAUAAAGUUUUAUUUAUGGCUACUUCUGUGUUUGCAAGCAAAUACCUUGUGUAUUAGUGUAAAAUACGGGUAUUUUUAGAAGAGAGACAGUAUAUUGGUGGGUAACUCAAUUUUGUAGACAAGGUUCUUCAGGAUUUGUGGCCAGUUUAGUUGCAGGUAGUCAAAGAUUACUGUAUGUGAAUAUAUUGAAUACCUGUCACGGUAUUAUACACUGUUUUUUUUUUGUAUAUUCUUUUCUGAUCUGUGUGGUACUGCACCUGAACACUUUGGCGUGUGUGUGGCCAUGCCACACCGCCACACCUACUCUUAUGGCAAGGACUGGCUUCUGAAGCAAAACAAAAAUGGCACCUUCCUUUUCUUCUUAGGAAAAAAAAAAAAAAAAAAAAAAAAACUAUUUUCAGUAGAACUAUGACAACUGCUGUGCAAAAUUUUUAGAAAUUGAUUUGAGUAGAGGAAAUACAGGUUUUGAAAAAACGGACUUUGUGAAUCUUAAGGGUUAAUUAGGGGGUUGGUUAUUUUUAAUUGGUAUUUUAGUUAUGUAAGUGAGCAGAAAUAAAACCUUUCAUUAAUUCCUUACUUGAAAUGGGUUGCUGUUGUUGCAACAAAGUAUCUUGAAACCUUAUAUGUGUCCUAAUUAAAUUUCUGUCAGAAGUGAAAGAAAAGAUCUACAGGGCUUGUUUUGUAGAACUCAAAUACUGUCUGGUUUUAAUGCAGAAAUUUAAUUGUUUUGUGGAAAAAGAAAUGUAACGUGUCCUUAAGUAAUCCUGUUACCUGACACUAUUUUGAUUCCUGUUCUUUAUGGAGAACAUUUUGUAUUAGAACAGUAAAAUAUGUGAAUAUUUGUUUGUAUGUUUUAUUGGAGCAGCACUCAACUUCUUAUUACAGGCUUUCAAGUGGAGAAUAUUCUAAUUUCAGCUAACAAAAUAACACAGAGGGAGGGAAAGAUUGAUUGAAUUCAGACCACCUACAGAUGCAGUGGGAAUAAAUGUAGGAAUCUCACAUGCAAGAAGAGGCUGAGUUCACUCUUAGCAUGUGUCAGUCUUGAAAUUUGUUCACUACUGAGAUACACUGGAUUGUAUAUAGAGUAAAUAGAAUGUGGGCUUCACUUCAAAGUUUAAUUUAUUUAUUUUUUUCAGGGGUAUUUUCCUAUUUCAGUGCAGUACUACUCAGGAGCCUUUUCUUUUUUAGGUAUGUCUAUGAAAUAUGACCUUUCAAGGAAAAAGAUACACAUAUUAUGAAAAGGGUGAAGAUGCAUUUUAAAGGAUUUCACAUUUUGCAUCUACUGCGUUCCCAUCUGAAUAAUAUGCCUACUUAGCAUUAUGUAUUUUUACACAAGGUUUGGAACAGAUUAAAUUUGUCCUUUGCCUUUUAAGCAAUGGUUAAAAAAAAAAAAAAAUACAAGUAAAAGAGGACUUUUAUUUCUUUAUUGCUAACAGGUUUUGAAUUCAAAUGUUUGUGAAAAAUUGUAAGGAAAGCUCCUCUCUAACCCUUCAGGAACUAGUUAACCUCAGCAUCUGUUUAAUUUCCCAUGACAACCACAGGAGAAAAGGCACUCUUUCUAAGGUAAAAAAAAGGUAGAAAAUAUUUCAUUUAGGAAGAAUAUCUAAGGUAUUUAAAUUAUUGAGAUGUAAACAAGGACAAGGUUAUUAUUAUUAUUAUUAUUUAGUUUCAGCUUUUUCAGUGUCUUAGCAAGCAAAAAUAAUCCAUGGUAGGUCAUAAUACAAAAGAUAAAUAUGUAUUAAUUUUCUAAUGACUGUUCAAUUUUGAGUAGAACUGAGAAGAUCUGUCCAGUGGAGAAGAAAUAAAUAUAUAUGUAUUUUACUAUUUUAAUAUCUCUUAAGUAUUCUGUAUGAAUCUAAACAUUCAGCUAAAUCAUUAAGGUACUAUAUUGUCUUAAAAGGUUGCUUCUUUCACUGAAAUAAGAGAGCUUGUAUUCACAAUGCUUAGCACAACUGUUAAAGGUACAUCGGGAACUAAAUGCACGGGUAUUUUUUUUUCCAGAUUUUGCUUCAUACAGUGGAGGACCCUGAAGACAUGCAGCCUUUGUUAUGUACCUUUUUGUUUUGCCUUACUCACGUGGCUUCCUUUUAGAUGACCUGUAAUACUGCUGCACUUCCAUUGAUAUUUUGGUAGUAUUGGAAAUCUCGUUGUUUCUAGUUAAAGCUGUGAUUGCAGAUGUUAGCUCCAGCCUAGAAGACCAUGAGCAACAGGAGAAUUAAUAUGAACAAAGAGGACUGAUGAUGUAUUUGUUAGAAAUGAUCAUCUUGAAAUUACUCCAGACACAAGGGUAUAGACUAGUACUUCAUUACUGAGUCACCAUGCCUUUGUGGACAGAUGACACUGCAGUGAAUGACUGAUACAAUGAACAGAUUUGCUCUAGAAAGCGUGAGGUAUGAGUACAGUCAAAAGCAUAUGUUUCACAUUCAACCAUAAAAAAAAAAAAAAAUCAUGUCUGUAUUACACCUAAAUAUCUUUCAGAUUAUUUUUAGGCUACUCUGACAUGCAUGUGAAAACUGCUGCUCCAGAAAAGUACCUGGCAUGAACAGUAGCACACAGGACAGUCUGAUAUUGUCCAACAAGUAAAAAA